Messenger RNA from Silurus meridionalis, 366 nucleotides. RefSeq names its product single-pass membrane protein with aspartate-rich tail 1b (gene smdt1b). The record is from RefSeq and is a predicted model, not a curated record. Gene Ontology annotation, biological process: mitochondrial calcium ion homeostasis; calcium import into the mitochondrion. NCBI's taxonomy places the organism in Eukaryota, Metazoa, Chordata, Actinopteri, Siluriformes, Siluridae. Gene Ontology annotation, cellular component: uniplex complex; mitochondrial inner membrane.
CCAUAAAACCAGGAAGUAACUCUCCCACACAAGCGCUCACUCUGUCUCCAAAUAUAAAACGGGAAACAUGGCGUCGGCAGCGCGCGUCCUACUCCGGGGAUUCCUCACCGGAAACGCCCGAUUCAACUCGCGAAAUGUCAACGGAGUCGCACCGAGUCGAAACGCGGUGACAUCCACGUCGGGAGCCAUUCUCCCCAAACCUGACAAAAUCCCGUUUGGCGUCGUACGCAUGGCGGUGGUGGGCCCGUUCCUCUACGUCGGCACUCUCAUCAGCAAGCAGUUUGCGGCUCUUCUCGAAGAGCACGACAUCUUCGUUCCUGAUGACGAUGAUGACUGAGGAACGUCUGUGACGGCUGGGUCGUGCUG